AUGGCAUCUGCAUCUCCUCAAAACUCGUUACCACAGCCCAGCUAUAGUACCGGGACUUCCGGCCAGGAUACCGACCCUUUAUCUGUAUUUAACUUGAGUAUUCUUAAGACUCUCGCAGAGAAGAGGGCCACAAGAGAUGGAAAUCCACCUAAGAGGCGUGGUCCUAAGCCAGGCAGCAAACCUGCCUUAACUCGACGUCAAGAGCUUAACCGGCAAGCUCAAAGGACACAUCGGGAGCGAAAAGAAGCCUACAUCAAGGCACUCGAGGAUGAGGUGCUCCGCUUAAGGGAAAUUUUUAGCAACAUCGCCCGUGAAAAAGAGCGGUUAGUCGAAGAGAACCGUCGCCUGAAGACGCUACUUGCCCAAGUCGGUAUCAACUAUGGAAGGCCCGUGACAGAAGACUUGAUGAGCCAACAAAGCACCAGCUGCAUGUCCAGUUCUAGUAUAGCCGGGAGCUACGGCCCAGGAUCCAGCAACUCAACUGCGUUUACCCCUCCGCCGCUGUCUGCGUGCACGGGGCCCAUGGAGGCGAAUGCCGAAGCAAUGACCCAUGGUCCAAAUCUAGUAUUGGACUAUGAGCAGAUUGGCAUUGAUUUUGUGCUGACCCUCGAGAAGCCAUGCAUGAACCAUAUGCCCUGGUUGCUGGAGCGCAACUAUGAAACGGGCUUGAACGAGCCUUGUGGCCAUGCGCUCAUGGCAUCAUGCCCACCUGAGCCUUUCUCCGACUUAACACCCGACAUCCCUUUCGGUGACAGUUACGGCAAUAGGAGUCACUCCGGCACCGGAAACAAAAGCAAGAGUAACACUGCCUGUUCGGCUGACGGCGGUACUAGUCAAGACUCAACAAGUGCGGUUGGGAACCAUGGUCAGCGAACUUGGGAACUGAGUAAAGCCGACUUGACCACGCUCCUGGACUUGAGCAAGAAGCUGGAUCUAGACGGAGAGAUCACGCCGGUCAUGGCAUGGGGCAUGAUCCUGGGGCAUCCAAGGUUUUCUGAGUUGAGGGAGGAGGACUUUGUCAGGCUCACAGAAGAGCUCAAGGGGAAGGUUCGGUGUUAUGGCUUUGGCGCUGUCAUGGAAGAGUUCGAAGUCCGAGAUGCGCUGGAGAGCAUCUUUGCGACAAAGAUGGAACUGGGGGUGGCAUAUUGA
Thermochaetoides thermophila DSM 1495 is the source of this 1149-nucleotide messenger RNA. RefSeq lists its product as uncharacterized. Gene Ontology annotation, molecular function: DNA-binding transcription activator activity, RNA polymerase II-specific; transcription cis-regulatory region binding. The transcript is spliced from 5 exons. The coding region runs from base 1 to 1149 and encodes 382 amino acids. Gene Ontology annotation, cellular component: RNA polymerase II transcription regulator complex. The record is from RefSeq and is a predicted model, not a curated record. Lineage: Eukaryota; Fungi; Ascomycota; Sordariomycetes; Sordariales; Chaetomiaceae.